Molecule: messenger RNA, 2888 nt
Organism: Neopelma chrysocephalum (saffron-crested tyrant-manakin)
Lineage: Eukaryota; Metazoa; Chordata; Aves; Passeriformes; Pipridae
Gene: MAIP1
Product: matrix AAA peptidase interacting protein 1
Exons: 5
Coding region: 9-758 (249 amino acids)
Biological process (GO): inner mitochondrial membrane organization; protein insertion into mitochondrial inner membrane from matrix
Cellular component (GO): mitochondrial inner membrane
Molecular function (GO): ribosome binding
Source: RefSeq, a predicted model, not a curated record
GGCCCAGGAUGGCGCUGCGCUGGGCGGCCCCGGGCCGUGUCCGCUGGCUGGCGCGGGCACUGGCGGGCCCCGCUCGGCUCCUGCCGCCCGCCGCCGCCACGGGCCCACCGGGGCCCGGCCGGCUCCCCCCGCGCUGGUCCAGCGCCCGGUUCGCCAGCACCGCCGGGCCCGGCCCCGGCCCCGGCCCCGAGGGCCCGCAGCGGCGCGUUGUGGUGGUGAGGAUCACCAGCCCCUUCGCCUGGCUCCGCACCCGCUUCUACUACCUGCUCAUCCGCCUCUACUUCGAUCAGGAGUUCAGCGUCGAGGAGUUCACGCGGGGGGCCAAACAGGCCUUUUCUGUUGUUUCAAAGCUGCUGUCUCAGCGUAAACUUGACCUGCUGGAUGAACUUGUCUCACCAGAGGUACUUCAGGUGCUGAAGGAAAAGAUUUCUUUGCUCCCUGACAGCCACAGGGAUGCUUUAGCAGCUGACAUUGAUUCAAUCAUGUACACAACAGAAGGAGAUGUUCGCAUUUACUAUGAUGAUGAUGGAAGAAAGUUUGUUAGCAUCCUAAUGUGUUUCUGGUAUCUGAAUGGUGCUAAUCUACCUGAUGAAGUACCAGGUGGAGCCAAAGUUUUUCAGAUUGUGUUCGGAGAUGAAAGCACAAAAGAAAAAAAACAUCUUUUAACAGCAAACUAUGAGUUCCAAAGAGAAUUUACAGAAGGAGCAAAACCAGACUGGACAAUUACACGGAUUGAACAUCCAAGGCUAUUAGAAUAAAUGCCUUCUACAGCCUUUUUAUGUACCAUUGUAAAUGUUCUGAUGUAACAAAUAUCAGGGGGGUUUGGGUCUCUCUUUUUUCCUUUCUUGCCCUUUCCUCCAAAAGAGAGAUGAAUUUUGUAUGUUUGAUUCUCAAAAAUUUUUUCUGAAACAUUCAUUGUGCUGCAGUAUUCCAAUAAAGCCUUUUCCCUGGAACAGGCUAGUACAAAUUUAAUUGGCUCCAAUGCUCAUCCAAGACAUUUAGGCAGAGCAGUUUCACCCUGACAGGUGUUAUGGGUAUGUUGACUUACAUUCUGAGAAGAGAUGGUACUGUUUGAAGAUAAACAAUGCUUUAAUGGCUGAUGGCCCUUCUGAGUUACUUUUCUAUGUUUCUUUUUUCCCUUAGGGACUGUACAAUAUAUAACUGAAUAAUAUGCAAGAUGAAAUAGAGGUAGAUGGACUUCUUAGAUUGUCUAGCCUCAGCAGUUCAAUUUGAGGUAAUCUUGCUUUUGAAUAUGUUUUGAGAUUAAGAAAGUUAGAGCCAUUGCCAGUAUUUGCUACAGGAUUGGAGUAAAAAAAAAAGCUUCUAGCAUUGCACUGGGAAAAUGCAACCAAGAGAUAUGUGUGUUUUGAAAAAUUAAAAAAAUACCCAUUCCUUUCAAUUCAAUAACAUAUAGGCAAUUCCAAGUUUAGAGGUUUGUGAAAGAAAAAUCAGUUAAACCCAUGAAUUUAAAAGAGGACCUGACAGUUAAGUUCAAUGAAGUCCUCUGUCUGAAAUGUGUGUUAAAGAAAUGAACAAAUCCUUAAAAUUAGAUGUUGCAACUGAACAACUCAGUUUAUCUCUGGUUUCUGGAACACGAGAAUCCUGGUGUAAGUGGCUUGAGGCUUUUUUAUGCAAAUCAACAGGAGAGCAUCAUAACAGGUUUCUUCAUCCCUUAUAUCAACUUCAAAUAUAAAACUAACUUUCUACACAGGCAUGCUGUAGACAUUAAUGUAGUGUUUUGAAAGUAUAAAGUAUAAUUACUGUGAUUCACAGUAGUUGUGAUUGAAAGGUAUAAAUUAAAUUUUCCAUAGUGCAGCUCUUUUGAUCCAAUGAUUUAAUGAGGGGAACAUUUAAAUCUUAUAAAAAAGUUUUUAAUGUCAAAUCUUGGAAAAAUAAUUAUGCUACUUUGUUCUGCCUUAGCAGCAGCAGCCUGGCCUUAUAAUGCAGAAUUUGUGAUUUGUCCUCUGGACAAAGUUCACUGAUGACAGAGUGCCUUGUCCUCAGGGGAGGAGCAGAAUUCUGUAUAUAUAGCCACUGUGUAUGCAGUCAGCCUGGAAAAGUUUGAGACAAAGCAAAAAAUGUUUAUUAUUCUGUGGGCCAUUUGCUCAAUGGUGGGAUGUCCAGUUUGGCCACUGAAUGAUGUGCUGCAAGAAGCUGCAAUCAGAUUUAUUUGAGUCUGUAACAGACCCAAAUAACAAGUAACAAGAGACAAAGCAGAACACUAGUGAAGUGUGGGGAUGCACUUCUGAAAGAAGUCAUUAUGAUGGAGCAAAGUAAGAAAAAAGCCACUGAAGCCGUCUUUAUAUUCAGGAGUGUUUGCUUUCAUGUUUAAAUAAUAUAGAUCUAUUCAGAAAUACUGGUAUAUCUUAGAUUUUAAUUCAGGUUACUUUAUUAGUAUCUUUUUGUGUGAUUGGAUGUAUCAAAAUGAGAGUCUGUCAUGACUGAUGAAGAAUUACCCUUUUACUAGUGAGUGCUCCAUUUUUGGUUGCAAAGGCAAAGUAGACCCUUCUGUAUGACUGAUAAUGAAAUUUUUUUUGUUGUUGUUCACUAUAAAAUUGUGACUUGAUUCAAACAUGCUCCAAGUUGAUAACACAGUUUUGCUGCAAAAGAUGUAAUUGAAAAUUUACAUGCACUCCUUUAUUCUUUUGAAGUUGUGUAUCUUGUGCAUCGGGGCCAGAGGGGGCAGCAGUUGGAUGUUUGUGGGUUUUUCCACCUCUAAGCUUCAUCUAAAAAAUCGUCCUGGAGACUGCAAAUCUCCAUCAGAUGCAGAACUCCAUGUGGCCUUAUUGCACCGCAAAUGAAUCGGAAAGGCACAUAAAUUACUAAGCUUACUGUAUUGGAAAGUGGUCUUCUCCCACAGUGAAUAAAACUGGUGUAAUCAAACUGAA